UUUUUUUUUGACAUUUGUUUGUGCUUGUGGAAUAGCAAACGCUUCUUAUUACAAUAGAGUUAAAAAGAAAAAUUCACUAUGACGACCAUGACCUUGGAUCAAAGCUAUUGCCCUGUCACGCUUUGUAACAACGACAACAGCAGCAAAAAAGAUCUUGACACAAACCCAUCUUACGAUGGUGGCGAUGACAAGAUUCUUCAACACAUACUGAAAAAACUCGAUGAGGGUUCUGAAACGAUUAUUAAUUUACACUCACUCUUGAACAUGAAAACAGUUGAACUGAAUGAACUCACAAAUCAAUUACAAUUGAUCGACCAAGUCUUGACCAAUGUAGAAAAAGGCACUGAGCAGAUGGAAAUGAUAUUGAAAGAUAUGGUUGGAAACAAUGAUGAUGGAAGAACCGCCAGCAGCAUCAGUAUCCUCAGUCGGAGUAGCAGUACAAAGAGCAUGGCCACCUUAUAUUCUCCACAGGACAGCAAGUUAGUGGAUGCAGAAGCUGCUUUGGACUCGGCCAUUAAAUCUGCUUCUUGUCUUUACACUAUGGAUCACAAUUCGCGUUAUGAACCAAUUACAGAACGAGAAAUUCUGUUAAACAAGAUUUACAGUCUAUUGAAGCAGUUGAAUAUACCACUCUCUUCCAUCGAGGAUUAUAAAAAAGAUGACAUAAAAGUGCUACAGAAAGCAUAUGUGGAUCUUGAUUUGGCAAAAAAUAUCGCCACUUCUAUUCGGAACAAUUACAGAUAUCGAACCACCCUUUUGAAAAAGAGACAUCCACCCGUGGAACGAAUCAAGCAGAUGGGUGAGGAUAUUAGAAAACAAGUCGCUCUCUACAAAACAUACACGAAAAAUGCCUGCUUAUGUAUUCACGGAAAAGAAGACAUACUUUCUAUCUUGGAUCGCGAGGAUGCAUUGGUUUCAACCACCACCAUGCUUACGAAAAAGGUAAUUCAUGCGUGCCGUGUGACCCACACACUCUAUUGAGAACAAGUGUAACCAUCGUAUUUAACAUGGAGGCGCUUGCCACAUUUUCCUUUUCUGAACCCCAGAGAUACGUGCUUACUUCCGCCACAACACUGACUAAGCAGCGCCAGACUUUGCUUCCAUCAUCCACAACAACAACAACAACAACAACAACAACAACAACAACAACAACAACAACAACAACGAC
Messenger RNA from Mycotypha africana, 1168 nucleotides. RefSeq lists its product as uncharacterized. The coding region runs from base 79 to 981 and encodes 300 amino acids. Lineage: Eukaryota; Fungi; Mucoromycota; Mucoromycetes; Mucorales; Mycotyphaceae. The transcript has 5 exons. The record is from RefSeq and is a predicted model, not a curated record.